This is a messenger RNA of Medioppia subpectinata, 1920 nucleotides long. The record is from the annotation of a GenBank genome assembly. NCBI's taxonomy places the organism in Eukaryota, Metazoa, Arthropoda, Arachnida, Sarcoptiformes, Oppiidae.
AUGAAAGCAAUGAAACAUCAACAACAGGUCGCGUCGGCGGUCGAGAGGGCCAAACAGGUGACGAUGACUGAACUCAAUGCCAUCAUUGGACAACAAAUACAUGCCCAACAACUGCCAUCUGCACAUUCCCACGGGCCUCCCCUACCUAUGAUGCCUCAUCCAGGGCUGGCCGGCCUCCAGCCUCCCUCCGCUGCCACCGCAGCCGCACUGACGGCGGCAAUGCCUCCGUCCAACUCGGCUGCCGCUGGCCUUCUGGCCCUAUCGGCCGCCGGUUCGCUGUCCGGCGCCGCGUCUGUCGCCGCUAACAAUAACAACAACUCAAGUCAUUUGCCAGGAAUUCCCUCAAUCCUCGCCAAAGAGUCCUCUCAUCGCGAAAACAAUGAGAAGCGUUCACUCAAUGACGACAGAAGAGAGAGAAACUCAUUUUCGCCACACUCUGAGCGCACACGACAUCGAAGUCGUACUCCAGAAACAGAAACCAAAUCAAAAAGAAGAUCCAGAGAUACGGAGAAAAACGAUCAUAACGGCAGUGAAGAUGAAAAGAGUGAUCAGGAUUUGGUUGUGGACGUGGCUAACGAGGACCCGAUCUCUCCCCGUAAUAACGGUGACGCCUCUCCCCGUGAGAACGGUUCGGACGCCCGGAUUAAACGCGAGCGCCCGCCCUCUCGGUCCGGCUCCUCUUCAAACAGCAGUACUCCUCUGUCAACAAAACCAAAGGAACACUCGAGUGACAAACCGCCCACACCUGUGUCUAAGCCAAUAACGCCGACCAGUUCUGGAUCGACAACUCCGAGCUCGAGCGCCAAUAAAACACCGAAACCCACCACUUCUAUCGGGCCUCCCUAUCCCUAUUUGCACGGAACACCAUCUGCUCACCCGUCACUACCCGCUGAUCUCAGUGUCGCCGCCGCCGCAUACUCUCAGGGACUCCUUCACAACAAUAUCAAUCCCGGCCUCAACUCAUAUCCGCGCGGAUUAGUUCCCGGAUAUGACGCCCACCCGUCUCUAAGAACACCCGGUUUUAUCCCAGGCGGCAAACCCGCCUAUUCCUUUCAUGUGAACGCUGAGGGUCAGGUACAACCCGUACCCUUUCCACCCGAUGCCCUCAUCGGGUCAGGGAUUCCUCGCCACGCGAGACAAAUAAAUACUCUAAAUCACGGGGAAGUCGUUUGUGCCGUCACUAUCAGUAACCCAACUAAAUAUGUCUACACCGGAGGCAAAGGUUGUGUCAAAGUGUGGGACAUUAGCCAACCCGGCAGUAAAAGUCCUGUCUCUCAAUUGGAUUGUUUGCAAAAAGACAAUUACAUCCGUUCGUGUAAACUAUUACCCGACGGCCGGACUCUGAUAGUCGGCGGUGAAGCGAGUACUAUAUGUAUCUGGGAUUUGGGCGCUUCUAUACCUAGAAUUAAAGCCGAGUUGACGUCAUCGGCUCCGGCCUGUUAUGCUCUCGCUAUUAGUCCCGAUUCAAAAGUUUGCUUCAGUUGCUGUAGUGAUGGAAACAUUGCUGUUUGGGAUCUUCACAAUCAAACACUUGUCCGACAAUUUCAAGGACACACUGACGGCGCGUCUUGUAUUGAUAUCAGUAACGACGGGAAUAAGUUGUGGACCGGAGGUCUGGAUAAUACAGUUCGCUCGUGGGAUCUCCGAGAAGGCCGUCAACUACAACAACACGACUUUUCGUCUCAGAUCUUUUCUCUGGGUUAUUGUCCGACUGGCGAUUGGCUGGCAGUCGGAAUGGAGAGCUCUAACGUAGAAGUGCUUCACUGUUCAAAACCAGACAAAUAUCAGUUGCAUUUACACGAGAGCUGUGUUCUGUCGUUAAAGUUUGCAAACUGUGGCAAAUGGUUUGUCAGUACCGGUAAAGACAAUCUUCUGAAUGCUUGGCGAACCCCUUACGGCGCCUCAAUAUUUCAGGUAUGA